AGCAAAUCAUCACUUCAGUCUUCUCACAGCUUUCCUCAAAUUAGUCAAAGAAAAAUUGUAAAAUUUCUGGAAAUAUCUUCGAAAUCAUGAAAACGAUUUUUAAAAUCACCUGCCUCCUGAUGACUGGCUCUAUGAUACAAGCUCUAAGUUUUGACGGUGUUGACGAACGGUAUCAAUGCGACCAAUUUCCAGUCCAAUCUGGGCUUGACGAUGCCUGGGUUGCCAGUGUCGACAAGUGGUACAUCCCACUUUGGAACAAGGUCGAAUUCUACCACAAUGCCCAACAAUUUUAUGGAAAUUCCAAAUUCAACCAGCUCUCGCAAAAAGAUUUGGACAAUACUUGUGCAACCUACAGGGAGAAUGGGACAAGUGUGACAUUUUCCGCAUUUGGAGAUCAGCAACUCGAAUACCACGCUUAUCCAGACCCCAUUCGUGCAGGGAUUUAUUAUUGGAGUGCUCCCGACCAGACUGGAAAAUAUGAAUAUGUUGCAACUUCGUACACCACAUUUUCAGACAAUGCAAACUACGUCGUUACCGUCUGCUUGUGGAACGAUGGGCGCAAAGGGUUCACCGUUGGAAGCCCCAAGUCGGCUUUGGAUGCUCAAUCGUUUAAGCAAGUUAAAAAGCAUCUUCGCCAAAUCGGAUUCAGUUCCAAAUACUUUGUUCAAUACAGUUAUGAAAAAUGCAACAUUUGAUUCCAAUAUUUUGAAAUUCUGAAAUUCUUAAAAUAAGCCAUAAUCUGAAAAAUUGACAGUAUUUUGUAAAAAUUUUGUAUGCUUUCCUCCCUGUGAAAUGCAACAUCCCAUCCGGAUAAUCAUGCAAGUUGUUACUAUUUCAAUUUGCUAUAAAUAAUUUUGAUCAGACAAAAAUAACACAACGCAUUCAAUAUUC
Folsomia candida is the source of this 891-nucleotide messenger RNA. RefSeq lists its product as uncharacterized. Bases 87 to 695 code for a protein of 202 amino acids. Lineage: Eukaryota; Metazoa; Arthropoda; Collembola; Entomobryomorpha; Isotomidae. The record is from RefSeq and is a predicted model, not a curated record. The transcript is spliced from 3 exons.